Messenger RNA from Corythoichthys intestinalis (scribbled pipefish), 3010 nucleotides. It is a transcript of the gene pigh, whose product is annotated as phosphatidylinositol glycan anchor biosynthesis, class H. Lineage: Eukaryota; Metazoa; Chordata; Actinopteri; Syngnathiformes; Syngnathidae. The record is from RefSeq and is a predicted model, not a curated record. Gene Ontology annotation, biological process: GPI anchor biosynthetic process. The transcript has 4 exons. Gene Ontology annotation, cellular component: glycosylphosphatidylinositol-N-acetylglucosaminyltransferase (GPI-GnT) complex. The coding region runs from base 467 to 1009 and encodes 180 amino acids.
CUCUGCAAUUCCAGCGUUCGUUACAUUCAGCGGCGUACACCGGUGUUUUGUUGAUGUUAUUUUGUAACACACUGGAAAGAUUAUUUCCGUUAAAUCUCGGUUUAUUACGUUUUUAUUUCAAGUUUAGUAAUGUGUAUUACCUGUUUGUAACGUAAAAUAGUUCUUUAAUUGCAUAAUUCUGACCUUCACUUGAGUGUAUUUGGGACGCCCCAGUGUUAAUAGCAAGUAUCCGAAUUUCUGGCAAGUUUUUCUGAAACCUUAGUCGCUUUAAAUUAGUUUACACGUUAAUGACAUUACACCGACUUUGCUUAUAACAGCUAAAUCUUUUUCUUCAAUAAAGUAAUUCUCGCUUGUCCCAAAUCGUUGAAGCGAUAAAAAGAAACAUCCGUAUACUGUUGCUGACCUUGCUUAAUGCUAACCGCUUAGCUUCGGUGCUAACUUGUAUUUAUUUUUUUCUGCGGGGAAAAUGGAACAUGAAGACUACACUGACAUCAGUGGCAAACCAAUAUCUCUGGACUGUCAAAACCAUUGCAGUUUUUGCCGUGAGUUUACUGUCAGCUCGCCCAAAAUGUCUAUCGCCAAGGUGAUGGCGUACACCUGUACCGUUUGGCUAGCUGCUUAUACGGUGUUCUUUUUUACUGAAAACACAGCCGUGCUCACAGGUGCCAUCCUGCUAACCCUGCUGGGAAUGAUGCUGCACAUCCACCUGGUGAAGGUGGACCAUGAAUCGGUGCUCAUAAUCGGCUCAAUGGGCAUCCAGGUCUCCUCCAGCUAUGCAUCAGGAAGGGAGACGAGCACCUUCAUUGAGAUGAGCCAAGUCAAAGAUGUGGUCAUUAAUGAAGCAAUUUACAUGCAUCAAAUCAUCUACUACCUUUGUAUACUGCUGAAGGAUCCUUCAAGACCUGAUGAUGUGUCAAACGUGGUGCCGUUGUUUCAGAGCUCAAAGCCAAGGUUGAACUGCUUGGUUAAAGUAUACAAAAGUUGUCAGGAGAUUCUUUCAAAAUGCUGACAGCUCAUACACAGCCACCUGUCCUUAUUUACUGUAUUUAUUACAUUUACGAAGUUAUUAAUAAGAUAUGUUUAUUUCUCAUGUUUUUCCACCGUUAGUAACUGCAGGAAUAUACUUGGACAACAUUAUGUAUAUACAGCGUAGACAUGUGCUGAUUACCGGUUUCAAGGUAUGCCGUAUUAUGAAAACUAGUGAUGGCCAAAUGAAGCCUCAUGAAGUAAUUAAGCUUUGCAGCCAAUUGGUUUGCACAUGUAGCAAAGCUUCAUGGUGCUUCAUUCACUCUAUGGCGCCAUCAAGUGGUCUAGAAGCCCAAGAGGUCAACUAAGGAUAAUUUGUUAUUCAUUUUUAUUGAGAAAUAAUAGCUUUCCCACAGUGGCUGGCUUUAAAUGGUUUCUUUUUUUUGGACAAUAUUUCACCAGCUUUAGAAAAUAUUCUUUCACAAGGCACAGAUGAAGCUGGGGUGCAGAUAAAUGUGGGUGCCAGUUUAUAUAAAUUUGGGUAGGUAUUCUUUUGUGCCUCCCAGUACACUAAUGGAUUGUUCAUUCUGUUGAUGUUUGGUUCAGAUAGGUACACACACACUCACAUUUAUAUUAAUGUAGUUCUUCUCCCUUAUCUUAUUGAAAGCAAUCAAAUCAAAAUGUUCCCAUACAGGGGAGGAUUGCUUUUUUCGCGCAGGUUCCAUCGUAAGCAAAGGACAAGGCUCGAAAAAAAAUUGCACUGGUUGCACUGUUGCGCACAGAUGUAACAAGUACAGGAGCCCGAAAUGCACAAAAUGUGAGAUAACAGGCGAUCGCCAUUGCGUUUUGCAACCAAUUUAUACCGUAGUCUGUAGCCUACUGUGUUUGCAAUGCGCGCCAAACGUCGGAUCACUUCCGAAGUGUACAAAAGAUUCAGCCGGCCGGCGAGGCUUCUCAAGUCAGCAUGUCCGGGUUUUGCCGAAAAGACGCGCGCCUCGCUACAAGCUUCGUGGAAACGCCCCUCCCAUUACUCGACACAAGCAUCGGAACCUCGGCCCAUUUCGUCCCAUCACUAAUGAAAACGUCACGGUUUCAAAACCGCAAGAAUUUUCCGUCAUACCGUUCUUAAGGUAUUAGAUAUUUUUUAUGUCCCAAAAAUGCAGGAAGAAAUCCCUUGUUCGCAGAUGCAAGGAUCAACCCUCCCCCACCGGUUGUUGCUUUGUGUCAGUGAGUCAGCUGUGCAAUACGAUGGCUGGAGGAGGUGAAACUCCUGAACUUUUUCCCCCAUCUGAGAAAACUAAAUCGCUGGUAUGGGAAUAUUCCUGCUACAGAAAAGUUAGACUGCCGGCCAACCGACAUAUAAAACAAGUUUGCGGAGGGUGGCUGCCUAGGAGGCAAUACCUUCAAUAUUUCGCAUUUAUACAAAUAUAAAGGUUAUUAAACACUGCCAUGAACGUUUCUCGCCAGUUACAAGAGUUAACUCCAGUGUGUUUAGUGUGUCUAGCUGUGGUAAAAUGGGGUGUUUUUUUUCUCCCUGGCAACUGUCUGUGUUGAAAAAAGAGAGUGUGUAGAAUGUAAACAUGAUACCGAUCAUACACACGCUUUUUAAGCGGGAAAUUGUUGUUGUUUUUUUUUUUCUGAUGCUAAUAAUGUUGAGCCGUGGGUUUAGGCUCACCGAAAGGACUGUAUUUAUUUUAAUUUUAUUCAGAAAAUUUCAGUUAUUUUUUGUUAUAAUUUUAAUGUAUUUUAACUUAGCAUUGUACUUAUGCUCCAAUUUGCUAAUAUGUUUUGAAAAAUAAAAAUCCUGUUCAAUGGGAAAAAAAAGUUUUGUUUUUUUUAACCCAGAUAACACAUUUUAGAGCUGUUAUUGCAAUACCGUGAUUCCGUAAAACAGUGAUAUUUUGGCUGAAGGUUAUCAUACCGCCAGAAUCUCAUACUGAUACAUGCCUAAUACAGUGCACGUCAUAAUGGAGUUUACUGGACUCUAACUGAUAUUUCAGAAAACCUUUGUUUUGUCCACAGCAAUAUACAGUGCCUUGCAAAA